CUCGCCGGCGGGUCUUUCCGUCCCGGGUCUGUCUCCGUGUCUCUGCCGUCCUCUUUCCAGCCGUCACCCCCUUUCUUCGCUUCUCGGGGCUCGUCUCGGUGUCCUCAAUCUGUUUUCUCUUUCUCCCCGUCUCUCUCCUCUCUGUCGCCGUCUCCCCAGCCUCGGUGCGGGUCACUCUCUGGGUCUUUGGCAUCUGAGACCUGAAGGCCUGUUCCCGCGCCCCAUGGAAGAGUGCCCCGCGCCCAGCUCUGACCCGAGACAGACCGAGGACCCGGGGUCUCGUGCAGAGGUCAUGGAAGAAGUGACAUCGUGCUCCUUCAACAGCCCUCUGUUCCAGCAGGAAGACAAGAAAGGGAUUACCUACCGGAUCCCCGCCCUGCUCUACGUGCCCCCCACCCACACCCUCCUGGCCUUUGCGGAGAAGCGCUCCACAAGCAGGGAUGAGGAUGCUCUCCACCUGGUGCUGAGGCGAGGGCUGAGGAUUGGGCACUCGGUACAGUGGGGACCCCUGAAGCCACUGAUGGAAGCCACGCUGCCUGGGCAUCGGACCAUGAACCCCUGUCCUGUGUGGGAGCGGAAGAGUGGUCGUGUGUUCCUGUUCUUCAUCUGUGUGCGGGACCAUGUCACCGAGCAUCAACAGAUCGUGUCGGGCAGGAACGCUGCCCGCCUCUGCUUCAUCUGCAGUCAGGACGCUGGGUGUUCGUGGGGUGAAUUGAGGGACUUGACCAAGGAGGUCAUUGGCCCAGAGAUGAAACACUGGGCCACGUUUGCUGUGGGCCCAGGUCACGGUGUCCAGCUGCAGUCGGGGAGGCUGGUCAUCCCUGCAUACACCUACUACAUCCCUUACUGGUUCUUUUGCUUGAGGCUACCAUGUAAAGCCAGGCCUCAUUCUCUGAUGAUCUACAGUGAUGACCUGGGGGUCACAUGGCACCACGGCAGGCUUAUUAGGCCCAUGGUGACAGUGGAGUGCCAAGUGGCAGAGGUGACUGGGAGGGCUGGCCACCCUGUGCUAUAUUGCAGUGCCCGGACACCAAACAGGCACCGGGCAGAGGCUCUCAGCACUGACUAUGGUGAAUGCUUUCAGAGACCAGCCCUGAGCCGACAGCUCCGUGAGCCCCCACAUGGCUGCCAAGGCAGUGUGGUGAGUUUCUGGCCCCUGGGGAUCCCACAUAGGUGCCAGGACCCUAGUGGCAAAGAUGCUUCCACCAUUCAGCAGAGCCUUCUGCCAGACAGUUCACUGAGGCUGGAGGAGGAAGCUGGAACACCCUCAGAAUCGUGGCUCUUGUACUCCCACCCAGUCAGUAAGAAACGGAGGGUUGACCUAGGUAUCUACCUCAACCAGACCCCCUUGGAGGCUGCCUGCUGGUCCCGCCCCUGGAUCUUGCACUGCGGGCCCUGUGGCUACUCUGAUCUGGCUGCUCUGGAGGAGGAGGGCUUGUUUGGGUGUUUGUUUGAAUGUGGGAUCAAGCGGGAGUGUGAGCAGAUUGCCUUCCGCCUGUUUACAGACCAAGAGAUCCUGAGCCACAUGCAGGAGGACUGCACCAGCCCUGGUAGGAAUCUGAGCCACUUCAAGACUAACUAAUGGGCUUAGGAACCAACCUUCUUCUGUAGGAGGAAAUGGCAACCACAGGCAGGAUAACAGAGGUUACUAGAGCCUACAGAGAAUCCCAAAACAAUAUUUUAUUGCCUACCUUUUUUCACUUCUGCCCCUCCAAAGAACAGCAUGACAAUUUUGCCAUAGCUACUGCAGUGGAAAGAGCACUGAACUGGGAGUCGGAAGAGCAGGAUAUGGUCCUGGCUCUGCCACUGGCUCGCUUUAGGACGUUGGACAUGUCACCUGAACUCUGGCCUCAGGUCUCCAUCUGUAAAAUGAGAGGACUGGUUCUGUGAUUUCUCAUCUUCCCAUCCCUAGGAGAGGCAGGGUACCUGCAUGCUCCAUGAUUUGCAAAUCCUGGCUGCUUAAAGGACUCUGAUCUCACAAUGGAAAUCAGAGAGGACUUAUCUUGUCAGAUGACUCGCCUGUCAUCCAAGUAUGAGGUUAUAAGCAGGUGUCAUGGCAGAAAGGAAGAUGUGGAUGGUUUGUUCCAUUUUUAAUAACAUUUUUAUCCUUUUAAUCAUGUUCAGAGCUCUGUAGGCUCUCUAUCCUAGACGAAUUGAGCAAAACAGUAGAAUCAUGAGGUCAUCUACUUUCUCCAGCUUUGUAGAUCUGCUCAACCUUCCUUUCCUCAUUCAGAAAGCAUCAUUUUCUUGGGAGAAAAAUGAGAAGCUCAAUGCCAGUGGCCCUUGAUAAUAGUGCUUAUUGGAUCUAAUGGCAUUACCCCAGUGAAAGAUGAGCUUGAAGUUCAUUUAUUAGGAUUGUCCCUGAUGUGAAAAGGACAUGGGUUAGGACUUUAAAACACUGGACAAAACUUCCCACAGUCUCUACCCUCAAGGAGCUCACGGUUUAUGGGGCUAGAAGAGGGAAAAAAUUCAAGAAAAUAAAUGCAGCUGAUGAGAUAGUUUGUAGAUAUUGGGCUACAAGUUGGGGCGAUGAGAGCUCCUGAUGUCAUUGUCUUAGUUGCAUCUUCAGCGCGCCUGGAGUCAUCUGUCCAAGGGCUUGUCCAGGCUGCUGGGUUUCCCUCAAGUUUGUUCUCAGAUUGUCCUGGCACAGCUGCUCCUUUACGUGUGGACAAGGUCUUCACUGCUAGGUCUGGACCCCCGGACCUCUGCAUCAGGCCCAUUUGUUUGGACCCACUGGAAUCACUAGUUGUGAAGUCGGGAUGCCUUUUUGUCUAAUAGUUUUGGUGGUGAACUUAGCCAGUGCUGAGUCUCUCAGGUGAUACCAGAUUAGUUGUUCCUAUCCCACAGCCUGUUACUGUGGCAGAAAUUCUAUCAUGAGAGAUUUAUUUUUGUCCCUGUUUUAGGAGAAUAAUGCCUUAAAGUGGUAUCAACUAAAUAUAUUUGGUGCUGGGUAAUGACCACAGUGAGCAAGUCUUAGUCACAGAAUAGACCCUAGGAGGCUGUGGGUUGCAGUUGUACCAGUUGGGUGGAGGAGGGUCCUACAGGUUGAAAGUAGAGAGGUUAACUUUGCCUACUUUAGCAUAUUGCUUAAGGUCAUGGCUUAGUGUCUUUAAAAAGUUCCUUUAGCCUCUCAUACAUUUGCCAAACUAAUCUUCCUAAUACACAGUUACGAUCAUUCAUUCACUCAUGUAUACAUUUAUCUAAAUAUUUCUUGAGUGUAUAAUGCAAGGUACUUCCUGUUGCCAUUCCUUGGUUCAGAGUCAUCUGUGGCUCCCCACUGCCUACUGAAGGACAUUUAGCCUGACAUGCAGGACCUUCCAGUUGUUGGAUGAAGUAAUGUAUGACUGCUUCCCUCUACUUCCUUAUAUGAAGCCCAGUGUCAGGGAAGAGCUCCGACAGAUCGGCAAGUGGAGGGCGGUGGGUGUCUAGGGGUGGGCAGGUUUGGUGGUGCAGGGGGGAACUGGGGAAGGGGAGAGGAUUAAAAAGGCAGCCCCCUCCUGAGUGGUAGAAACUCCUUGUUCAGCAGAGCUUUCCUGAGUACUAUCUGCAAGUGAAUAGGAAUAAGAAGGAUGGCUAAGUCCUGUAAUCAGGGCUCAAGGAUGCAGAGAAGGAGAAUAUCGAGAUUUCUUUAGGACUAUCCAAGAAGGGAGUCAAGGCAGGGACCUUGGUCCCAUGCCAGUUGGACCAGAGAUGUCUACUACCAGUGCUCACAAGAGGCCCAUCUCUAAAUUGGCCUCCUCUUACUCCUUCUCCUUGCCUCAUAUUUGCUGCUUCUUAAUGACUGGCACUGAAACUCUUAAUUGGGAAAGAGCCUAUGUGCUUAUUGCAGGAAUAGUAAGAAAAGAGGGCUGGGGACAGGGGAAAUCCAGAAUGAGGACUCAAGAGCUGAACAGUGGGUGAUGGCAUCUGUGAAGAAAAAGAA
Lemur catta (Ring-tailed lemur) is the source of this 3922-nucleotide messenger RNA. It is a transcript of the gene NEU3, whose product is annotated as neuraminidase 3. Gene Ontology annotation, biological process: oligosaccharide catabolic process; ganglioside catabolic process. The transcript has 3 exons. NCBI's taxonomy places the organism in Eukaryota, Metazoa, Chordata, Mammalia, Primates, Lemuridae. Bases 224 to 1582 code for a protein of 452 amino acids. Gene Ontology annotation, cellular component: membrane; cytoplasm; lysosome. Gene Ontology annotation, molecular function: exo-alpha-sialidase activity. The record is from RefSeq and is a predicted model, not a curated record.